Molecule: messenger RNA, 573 nt
Organism: Ixodes scapularis (black-legged tick)
Lineage: Eukaryota; Metazoa; Arthropoda; Arachnida; Ixodida; Ixodidae
Exons: 4
Coding region: 76-573 (165 amino acids)
Cellular component (GO): extracellular region
Molecular function (GO): chitin binding
Source: RefSeq, a predicted model, not a curated record
CCUCGAUCACUCGGGAAACAGGAGCCUAUCCGCAGAGAUUACGAGGAAUAAUCCUUCGACGCCUCCACGAGCAAGAUGAACUCCGUCGUGUUCGCCUUCGGUCUGACGUGCCUAGCCCUGGCUAUUGCCGUCCCAACAGUAAGCAAGGACAACCGCCGUGCCAAGCGGGCAGCGUACGAGCUCCCGGCCGACGCAGAGCUCAUCGUGGGCAGCUACCAGACAACGUUCAGCUGCGACGGCCUGAGGUACGGCUACUACGCUGACACGGACAACGAGUGCAAGAUCUUCCACAUCUGCCACGAACAGGUGCUCGCCGACGGAACUAAGCAGCAAAACCACUGGAGCUUCUUCUGUGGCAACCAGACGGUGUUCAACCAGCUCACGCUCACGUGUGCCUUUCCGGAGGAGGCCGUGCCCUGCAGCAACGCCAGGGACUUCUACUACGUGAACGACAACAUCGGCGUCGAAGACGCGCCUUUCCUCACCGACGACGACGUCGCCCGUGGCCAGGCCCUCUAUUCCGGCUACGGAGCGCGUCUCAGCGGUCGUGCGGCCGCCGCCAGCAAGAAGUAA